Messenger RNA from Dromiciops gliroides (monito del monte), 5553 nucleotides. It is a transcript of the gene CFAP44, whose product is annotated as cilia and flagella associated protein 44. Gene Ontology annotation, molecular function: protein binding. Lineage: Eukaryota; Metazoa; Chordata; Mammalia; Microbiotheria; Microbiotheriidae. The record is from RefSeq and is a predicted model, not a curated record.
GAGAGCUCAAAGUGCUUUGGACUGAGCUCUGCGGCUGAUUCUUUGGGAUUCAGAAGAAAUAUGAGAAGAUACCUUCAUAUCCGUGUCCUUUCCCAACCUCCACCACUUUUGCAGAGUUUCUAACAUGGAUCAAGAUGAAGCAUCAAAAAGACCGGAUGAUGCAGAAGAUGAUGACUAUUAUGACGAAGAUGAAUUCCUAUCAGAUGAAGAGGAAUCUGAAGAAACCUCUGGAAAUGAAACUGCUAUAGAACAAUCUGAAUAUUCCGAAGGUCCUUUCUUUGAAGAAGAAGAAGAACCAAGUGAAGAGCCAGUGAAGAAAAUUUCAGAGAACUUCUUCUAUGAUUAUAGUGAGGUGGCUUCGAUUCCUUUUGUGACCCCAGACUCUGGCAUACCGUUAAACCUCCUUACGAUGAUACAUUCCUUUGGUUAUGAUUCCAUCAAACGGUCCAAUCUUCAUCUUCUAGACAGCCAAACCCUCAUCUAUGUAGCUGGCAACCAGAUAGUCUUCUUGGAUCUGAGAACCCAGGAGCAGAGUUACCUCCGGAGCAGCAGUGGUGGAGGAAUCGGUGCUAUUGCGAUUCACCCAGAAAAAACAUACUUUGCAGUAGCUGAGAAAGGAUUCUAUCCAAAUGUUGUCAUCUAUGAUUUUCCUGCUGUGAGGCCCUACAGAAUCCUCAGAGGAGGGACUGAUGAAGCCUAUGCCUUUGCAAGUUUUAAUUUUCUUGGUUCGUUGCUGGCUACUGUGGGUGGCUACCCUGAUUACACAAUAACGGUCUGGAAUUGGAAAGACGAACAGCCUAUGCUGAGGACCAAAGCAUUUUCCCAGGAUAUUUUUAAGGUCACCUUCAACCCUGAAAAUGAAGAGCAACUUACCACAGCAGGAUCAGGUCACAUCAAGUUCUGGUUAAUGGCCUUAACAUUCACUGGCCUUAAACUACAAGGAUUUUUGGGUAGAUUUGGCAAAACAGCAGUGACUGAUAUAGAAGGUUAUAUAGAACUGCCUGAUGGGAAAGUACUCUCAGGAUCAGAGUGGGGCAACUUGCUGCUCUGGGAGGGGGGCCUCAUCAAGGUAGAGCUUUGUCGACACGCACGAAGAACCUGCCAUAUUGGGCCCAUUAACCAGAUAAUGCUGGAUGAAGGAGAAGUCAUCACAGCUGGAGAAGAUGGAUGCAUUAGGAUAUGGGACUUUGAGACAAUAGAUACUGCUGAUGCAAUCGAUGAGUCUGAAAUGAUAGAGAUGGAGCCUAUUAAUGAAAUGCAAGUAGGCAAGAAUGUGAAGCUCUACUCCAUGGUGAAAAUAUUUAAACCUGGGAAUUCUAUCUGGUAUGCUCAGGAUGGAAAUGGGGCUAUAUGGAAGCUGGAUCUUAGUUUUUCAAACAUAACCCAUGAUCCAGAAUGCCUGUUUUCUUUCCAUACUGGACCUAUCACGGCCAUGGUUGUUUCUCCCUUCACCUAUCUCAUGGCCACUACAUCCCAUGACUGCUCAGUACGCAUCUUUGACUUUGCUGCUAAACUUUUUUUGACCCACAUGGAUUUCAAAGAAGGAGGAACAGCUCUCGUCUGGGCCCCCCGAGUGGUGAGCUACAGAGGAGGACUCAUUGUUGUAGGGUUUGAAGAUGGGGUCAUUCGCCUUCUCGAACUUUUCGAUCCCAAGGGCCUCAUCAUCUUUGCUGGGAGGAGGAAGGUGAAGGAUGCACAGCUUCGGCUGAGACAGGCUCUUAAACCUCAUACGGCCGCUGUUACAGCAAUAGCAUAUGAGCAGAAUGGAGAGGUCCUGGCCACAGGGAGUAAAGACAAAACUGUUUUCUUCUUUGUUGUGGGUAAACAGUAUGAGCCAAUUGGUUAUAUUAAUGUUCCUGGGCCUGUUACACAGUUAACAUGGACUCCAAAAUCUCAUGAUAACAGUUUUCUCUUGAUUAUCUGUGAAAAUGGCUAUGUUCUUCAAGUUCCCAUUCCACAAGUCAAGGAAACAGAGACUCUACCGACCUUUGAAAUCAAAGAUUUGCCUAUAAAAUGUUUUCAUUUCAUGAGCAUCAAAUCAAGGAUCCUGAGGGACAUAGAGAUUGAACGCAGAAGAAAAAGGAAGGAAGAGAAGGAGAAGGAGAAGGAAGAAAGGAGAAAGCUGCGACUUCAAAUGAUGAAAGACUUGCACGAAUCAGAAGGAGAAGAGGAAGAAGAGGAAAUGCUUGAGGAAGAGGAGGAGGAAGAGGAAGAGGAGCCCUUGCCUGAAAUUUUUAUUCCAGAGAAACCUUGUCCUAUCCUCUGUGGAUUUUACUCUGCACCAGAGAAAUUCUGGAUUUCUCUGGGUGGAUAUGAUUCUGGUUUUCUCUAUCACUGUAAGUUUCCAUCUAAAAAAGCGAAAACAAUGGAGGAGCAGCAAGAUGAGCCCUAUGCUUUUCACUUUGUAGAAGAUACAGAUAACAACCCCAUCCGAGUUAUCAGUUUCAGUCUUACCAAAAUGAUGAUGUUUUGUGGAAUGCAAGAUGGAAAGAUUAGAGUUUAUGUCCUGCAAGAUAAAAGCCUUGAACUGAACGAUAUGCAAAACUACUGGAGCUACAGUGUCCAUGACAACAAUUAUGGACAGAUCCAGGCCAUUUGUCCUAGCUAUGAUGACCGUUUUGUGGUGACUGCUGGGGCAGAUAGCAAUAUCUUUGUCUUUAAUAUCUUGUCCGAAGAGGAACUUGAGGAAGGUCUUAAAGCCACAGUGCCUCCUCCCAGGAUUGGUAUUGAAACAGAGAAACGAGCAGAAGAUAUUGAAGAUCCAAAUGCCUAUAGCAUUGAGGGUGCCAGGCUAAAAAGAGAACAUGACCAAAUCAUGAAAGAAGUGGAGGAAAUAAAGGCACAAAAGAGGGAGAAACUGAAGGAUUUAAGGAAUGAGUUCAAUAAGUUACUGGUGAAGAAUUCUGAGUUACCAGAGCACAUGCAGCUUCACCGGAAGGAGUUUGAUGUAGAUACCAAAGUCCGAGAAGAGACUGAACGAAAGACAGUCAAGAAAAUCAAGCAGGUGGAGAAGGAACUUGCAUGGGAAAAAGAGAAACAUAGAAUUGCCCUGCUGAAAUUACAGCGAAGGUUUCGAGAUUCAUUAGAAUUUGACACCGUUAUAGUCCAUGCUAUACAGACGGAGCACAAAAUUUCCACAUAUCGGCUUUUGAAACUCUCAGGGAAGUACACCAAAGCAAGACGACUGAGCCAAACGGAAAGAAGAGCAAGCAAGUUUGAUUGGAAAGAAAAAGAAGUACCUACCAAGAGAGAGAGCCAAAAAGAAGCAGUUACAGUCACUACUGGACCAGAAGAGAUAUUUGCAGAAAAGGAAAAGAAAAGUCGACCGAGGACCCUAAGCGAGAUGAUGGUGGAAAACCAGAUUGAUAAAAUGAGGAAAAUUAUGAUAAAAGCUGAAAAAGCCCAAAAUAAGAUCUUGCAGAGGAGAAAAGAAUGGGAGGAACUAUACAAAAGUAAACCCGAGGAUGACUAUGAGGAUCCCAAAGAUGUGCAGGCUAUUAAAGAAGCUCAGAAUAAUAUGGGUGACUUCAACCUCAAGACUGCCCCAGACUACAAGAUCCCUGAACAAAUGCGCAUAAAUGCUGCCAAGAAGGAGGAGGAAAUUGGGAUUCUAGAAGCAAUGGCUCAUGAAAAGAAGUUUAAUAUGAACAAGUGCAUCAUCUCCCUUCGAGACCAGAAAAUUGCUGUUAUUGAAGAGAUCCAGUGUCUGGUACAAGAGCUGAAAACCAUUCAUGCCAUCUUGCCUGAAGAUAAACAUCUUCCCAUUCCUGAGGUGCCUCAAUUACAGCCUGAGGAGGUGCCAGAAAAAAAAUACCAGUAUGAUGAAGAAAUUCUUUUGGAGUUUAAGCAAGAGCAGGAGAAGAAAGUUCAGGAGCAACAGCCCAAGGGAUCAGAGGAAGCAUUUGUAGGCUUUGGUCCAGGGAUGGUUAAAACUUCUCUUAAGGAAGGGGAGUUGGUAAGGCAAGAUUCGAAGAUAGCAAAAAUUCCCAUGGUGAUUCUCCCAGAAGUUCCAAAGCCAGUGGAGUUUCCAAAGACAGAACCAACUGACGUGGAAAUAGAGAUCAUGAAGAGGGAAGAGAUCAGGAACAUGUACAUGCAGCAACACGUGAUCGACAGGAUCAGAGAACUCGUUAUUACAUUUGAUGCAGAAUUUCGUCUCCUGAGGCACCAGAAACUUCAAUUAGAUAUUCAGAUGAAGUUAGCUGACCUACACCAUGUCACAUUAUUUCAAGAAAUGCUUCUCCUCAAGAACUUUGAAAAACAAGAGAACAUACUUCAAGAACGUGUCAAUUCAUUGGACAGAGAGCAACAGGACAUGAAAUGGAGAAUAAAUGAAAAUCUUGGGGAGGUGGAAGACAGAAAGAAUGAAAUUAACAGGCUUCAAGAGCAAGAAAAGGCAAUUUAUACCAACUUCCAGGCAACUCUUGGAGAAAAUAACAAAUUUGCAAAUUUCCUCAUGAAAAUGUUGAAGAAGAAUAUUAAGCGUGUAAAGAAAAAGGAGGUGGAAGGAGAGGAGGAAGAGGAUGAGAGUAGCAAAGAAGAUAGUGAUGAAGAGUCCAGCUUGGAGAGUGGUGAGGAGGAAUCAGAAUCAGAGGAUGAAGCCUUUGAUGAAAGUAUGGGGUUAGCAAAUUGUGACCCAGCUCUUUAUGAAAUGACUCUUCAGCUUCGAGAGAAAAGGCUGGACAUUGAAGAAGCCUUAAGUGAUGAGAAGAAAGCGCUUGAUAAUCUCAGAAAGGAGUAUGAUGCAAUGGGCAAAAAAGUCAAAGUAGUGGCUGCCAAUUUGGAAACAGCAGAGGAGGCACUUGAGGCUUAUCAGCGGGAGAAGCAGCAGAGACUGAAUGAACUCCUUGUGGUGAUACCUCUAAAGUUACAUCAGAUAGAAUGUGUGGAACUUGGAGAAAUACCCAAUGACCUCUCCAAUGCUUUGGUAUUUUCUAAUUCUUCCCUGCAACAUCUGCAAGAAAGAAUCAUACAGCUACAAGAAGAGAAUGUAGAACAGCAAGAACUCAACAGAGAAUGCCGGGAACGGCGUAAAAAGCUUGUUUUUGAAAAGAGAGAGAUGGCCAAAAAGAUCAAAAAAAUGAAGGAGAUGGUCACUCAGCUGAUGAUCAACAAAUUUGGGAAGGAGAUAGACCUGGAAGCCCUUCAGACCCUCUCCAUUAAUAAAAAACUUGAAGAACUGAGGAUCAAGAAAAUGAAGAAAGAACUGUCAAAUGCAAAGGAGAUAAGGGGCUGGGAGGAUAAGAUUUCUCAGGUGCGAUGGGACCUUAUGGUGAAGACAAAAGAACACACAAAGAAACUUCAGCAAAUGAACGAGUUAUGUCGAAAGCAGAAGCUCGAAAACCGUUUGAAUACACUUCAGACUCAGCAGGGUAAUGCCUUCCAGGGCCCUCGGAAAGCAGACAUUGUGGCCAGAGAGAAGAUCACUGAACUGAUUCAGAUCCAGGCUGAAAAAAUUCUAGCUUUGAAGGAAGAAAUUGCUAUCUUGCGCAGGAAAGGCGGUCUCAUCCUCCCACCAAUUAAUAAUACUCACUAAAUGGAAAUGCACCUUAU